Molecule: messenger RNA, 1196 nt
Organism: Malus domestica (apple)
Lineage: Eukaryota; Viridiplantae; Streptophyta; Magnoliopsida; Rosales; Rosaceae
Product: xyloglucan endotransglucosylase/hydrolase protein 9
Biological process (GO): cell wall biogenesis; xyloglucan metabolic process
Cellular component (GO): apoplast; cell wall
Molecular function (GO): hydrolase activity, hydrolyzing O-glycosyl compounds; xyloglucan:xyloglucosyl transferase activity
Source: RefSeq, marked provisional
GAGCAGUUCAGUGAAGAAGAUCCACACUUUCUCUGCACUCUUCUUCUUCUGCUCCACUCCCUUCUUCUGCUCAACUCAACUCUCUUCUUCUGCUUCCAUGGCUGGUUCAGCUUUUGGAAUAAUGGCUUUUUCUCUAAGUGCUUUUGUGAGUCUUGCAUUGCUGGGUUUGGUCAGCUCAGCAAAAUUUGAUGAGCUUUUCCAGCCAACCUGGGCUUUCGAUCAUUUCACCUACGAGGGAGAGCAAAUUCACAUGAAACUCGACAACUUUUCCGGAGCUGGGUUUCAAUCCAAGAACAAGUACCUGUUUGGAAAAGUGAGCCUUCAGAUUAAACUCAUCGAGGGCGACUCAGCUGGAACUGUCACUGCUUUCUAUAUGUCAUCGGACGGUCCACAACACAAUGAGUUCGACUUCGAGUUUCUGGGGAACACGACAGGGGAACCUUAUUCAGUGCAGACCAAUUUAUACGUUAAUGGCGUGGGAAACAGAGAACAAAGAUUGAACCUUUGGUUCGAUCCCACCACGGAAUUUCAUACCUACUCUAUCUUCUGGAAUCAGCGCCAAGUAGUGUUCCUAGUGGAUGAGACACCCAUUAGAGUCCACACCAACAUGGAAAACAAAGGGGUGCCCUUUCCCAAGGACCAAGCCAUGGGUGUGUACAGUUCAAUUUGGAAUGCAGAUGACUGGGCCACACAGGGUGGUAGGGUCAAGACAGAUUGGUCCCAUGCACCAUUCAUAGCAACCUACAAGGGCUUUGAAAUCAAUGCCUGCGAGUACCCAGUUUCCAUUGCAGCUGCAGAUAAGGCAAAGAAGUGCAUCAGCAAUGGUGACCAGAAGUACUGGUGGGAUGAGCCUACUUUGUCAGAGCUAAGUGUCCACCAGAACCACCAGCUCGUUUGGGUUAAAGCUCACCACAUGGUCUACGACUACUGCACCGAUUCCGCUAGGUUUCCGGUGACUCCCCUCGAGUGCGUGCAUCACCGCCACUAGUUGAUGGUGCGAGCAAUAACAGUCGGGAACGAGAGGGGGGGGGGAGAAAGAAACUUUGUAUAAAAGAAAUCCAGGAGUGGGGGCGGGGGGUUAAAAACUAAAUAAACAUGUGCUUCAUGUUUUGUUCAAUUUAUUUUUUCUUGUGUCUGUUGGUCUUUGUAUGAUAAGGCAUGGUUAUUUUAAUGUGAAAUAUGAAGUUCUUUUUAGC